This is a messenger RNA of Cyanistes caeruleus (blue tit), 2167 nucleotides long. NCBI's taxonomy places the organism in Eukaryota, Metazoa, Chordata, Aves, Passeriformes, Paridae. The record is from RefSeq and is a predicted model, not a curated record.
UCUCUUCUAAGAAAGACUUUUUAUUGGCUUUUACAGUAGUGGCCAGAUUAAAUUCAAACAGAUUCUUGCCUGAUGACCCUUCUGCUGGGUCAGGGCAGGGACACAUGUUGGGCUGGGUGGGUAAAACACUUUAGCAUGGCACCUGGCUUCUUUGGGGAUGUUUAGGGGAGGAACACACAAGGUGGCACAACACAGAGCUGCAGGUCACUGGGAGAAGAAUAAGCAAAGGCAAAGAAGGGAAAAAGGCCUUAAAAAGUCCUUUGUGAUGAGGCUUGGCUGCAUGGAAACCGCCUGGCCCCUGGAACACAGGGCGGCUGUGCCCACCAGGCCUUUGUGACCCGUGGUGACAUCGUGCCCAGAGGCCAUUGUGACGUGGGUUUGUGUCGUGACUGUGGGGGCAACAAAUCCCUGCAGUGGCCACUCCCAGGAGAGCAGCUCUCUGAGGAGGCAGCAGCUUCUCUGGAGGAAGCAGCUCCCCUGGGUGAUUGUGGCCAGUGUUCGUCAGAGCACUCCCACAAUGUGGAAGAAAGAGAAGGCAAAUGCCCAUGACCAGCCCCGUGAGGGGCAGUCACUGCUAUCCAAGCAGCAAAAGGUGACCCACAGCCAGCCACAGGGACCACCUCAGGUCACCUCAACAAUCAAGAUGCCACGCGGCAGUGUCACACAGACACAGAGACUGUCUGUGUCCGACUUGCCGCCUCUCCAUGGCCCUCAACUGCCACUGGAACCUCCUUGCCAGCUCAGCCCUCAAAUGCAAAGAGCAGCCUCUGCAAGGCUCAAGCUGCCCCCUCUGCCAGCAGCAGCAGCCUCUGGGUCUCCUCCCAGAGGCACAGCACAUGUUGUGGGCUCUGUGGCCAGUGGCUACCAAGAGCUCAUGACACCUUCACCAUGGGGAACUCUGGCUGCUGGUGGGGCCUGGGAAACACCUUCCCUGGCAAGCAGAACAGAAGGGUUCUGGCAUGGGUCAGCGGCAAGGCAGGACCAUCGCCUGCCACCCGUGCAACCCGCACACAGCGUGCAGAUCUGCACUGGGAGCCAGCCGGCUUGGCAGCACCUGGGGCACUCUGAGACAGAGGUGCUCCUCAAGCUUCUGGAAGGGCAUGGUAGCAGCACCUGCAGUGAUGUGUUCAGAGACCUGGGCCCGUGUCUUCGUGAGAACAGGCCCAUCGAGUCCACCCAGAGAACCACAAAGUGGUUGAGUGGGCGCCAAGGGGCAGAGGCAAUUCAUCGUCCAGCCAAGCAAAGUGCGCAUCGCAAGCAGCUGUGCCCAGAGGAUGACGAGGCUGUGAUGCUUCGUCUCUGUAAAAUGAGUAAGCAGCUGGAGGAGAUGGAAGACAAAGUGUAUGAUGUGAUGUUUAGAGACAUCUUCUCCUCCCUAGAAGACAAAGAAAGCCCCGUAAGGUCCACAUGCAUCUCCAGGGAUCCACCAAGCCCCACCCUGAAGCCAGCUGUAGGCCCCUCGGACCUGCACAGUGCAUCCAGCGUGACGGAAGUUGCUGCAGGAGAGACACAAAAGUUCUCCCAGCUUGUGUCUCUUGACCAGUUGUUGGCCGAGCUGGACCCUGUCGCAGACAACUCCAUGCCUUCUGAUGCUCUCGUCAAGGGCUCCACAGGAGAGGCAGAAAACAACACAGAGAUUGCACAUCCUGACCUGUUGGAACAGCUGUGCUCUGUCUCUGGGGACUCGCCAUCAAGUACCCUUCUAAACCAGGUACUGGAAAUAUGGGAUGAAGAAGAGCUCCAUGACAGAGCAGCACCAGGAGAGAUGCAGAGUGAGCCAGAGAGCGCGCUGUCUCUCCCAACACAGGAAGAAGAAGAGGAAGAGACAGCACCAGCGGCAGACGGUGAUCCCUGCAAUGAGGGGCACAGCGAGCCUCUCCCCAUGGCUCUUCCUGAAGAGGCAAAGAUGUCUCUGGUUUGUGCCUCGCCUGCCGAAACCGUGGAGGAGAUUGAAGUGGAAUGGCUUGAGGCUGGCUGUGCCCAGGCCGCCCCUCCCCAGGAAGAGCCCCGCAGGGCUGGGGAGCCGGCAGGGGCUUGCCCGCUGCCUGCCCAGCCCCUGGCACGCAGCGCUCCUGCUUGCCCCGCCGGCAGCGCAGCCGUCCCGCAGCCCCCGGCCCCACGGCCAUGGCGCUCCAUCGCCAAGACGGCCCGGCGGGCUCUGCUAUAA